GAGCUGGGGCGGGGCCUGCAUAGGGCCCUGAGAAGAGAGAGCGCCGCCACCGAGGGUUGCGCCAGGCUGCGGCGAAUAAUGGGAGCGCGAAUGUUUCCUUUUGACUCUUCACCUUAGACCCCGGUGUGAGAGACUCUUAAGGCCCCCAUAGGGUGAAGCCCAGGUUUAGGAGCCUGUGCAGCCUUUCCCGGACUUCUGUCACCAGCUCAGGCGCACCGAGGGCAGUCUCUGUGGGGUCCUCGUGGCCAGCCAAGAUGGCUGCCCCCGCGGUGAAGGCUGCGCGAGGGUGGUCGUGCUCGGCCUUGGGCGUGCGGAUUGCCGUCCUCCGGUUUCCAGGGCUAACCCAGGUGAGGUGGAGCCGCUAUGGUCCUGAAUACAAGGAUCCCCAGAUUGACAAGGAAUAUUACCGCAAGCCGUUGGCGGAGCAGACGGAGGAGGAGAAGUAUGAGCGGGAUUUCAAGAAGACGCAACUUAUCAAAGCCGCCCCCGCGACCAAAACAAGUUCUGUGUUUGAAGACCCGGUGAUCAGUAAAUUCACCAACAUGAUGAUGAAAGGAGGAAACAAAGUACUGGCCAGAUCCCUCAUGACACAGACACUGGAAGCUGUGAAGAGAAAGCAGUUUGCCAAGUACCACGCUGCCUCUGCUGAGGAACAAGCAACCAUCGAACGCAACCCUUAUACCAUCUUCCACCAGGCCCUGAAAAACUGUGAGCCUGUGAUCGGGCUGGUACCCAUCCUCAAGGGUGGCCAUUUCUACCAGGUCCCUGUGCCGCUAGCUGAUCGGCGUCGCCGCUUCCUGGCCAUGAAGUGGAUGAUCGCUGAGUGCAGGGAGAAGAAGCAUCGGCGGGUGCUGAUGCCGGAGAAGCUGUCGCAGGAGCUGCUGGAGGCUUUUCACAACCAGGGCCCUGUGAUCAAGAGGAAGCAUGACAUGCACAAGAUGGCCGAGGCCAACCGCGCGCUGGCCCACUACCGCUGGUGGUAGAGGGCGGCCGGGGGCUGGCGAGGCCUGGCGCUCUCUGCUGCAGGAACCAGUGGGAACCGAUGGGAGCCCCUGCCAUGCUGAGAAACACCUGGGGUUUAAGAGUCUAGUUCCCUUUAAAGGGCCGGCAGGCCUCAUGAGAACGAUGGAGCAGCGUGUUGAUUGCUGUGAGUCCUUUCUUUGGGGGCUAGAACUCGCUCUCCCUGCCCCAUCUCCUUGCAAAGAGGGGACAUAGCAACUUGGAUUUCCAAGACACAGGCUUGUCCAGCCUUCUCUUCUCUCAGCUUGGGGCAGACCUUUGGGCAAUACGAAAGGAAGCAGUUUUAGUAUCAGAAAAUGUUUAUUAGAAAAUUCUCAUCCUGAAGUGGUGUGGCUUGCGAUGUGGUAGUGCCCUUCAUUAAAACCAGCGGCAGGAA
Molecule: messenger RNA, 1396 nt
Organism: Sus scrofa (pig)
Lineage: Eukaryota; Metazoa; Chordata; Mammalia; Artiodactyla; Suidae
Gene: MRPS7
Product: mitochondrial ribosomal protein S7
Biological process (GO): translation
Source: RefSeq, a predicted model, not a curated record